This is a messenger RNA of Cyphellophora attinorum, 2685 nucleotides long. Its product is annotated as putative ubiquitination network signaling protein acrB. The record is from RefSeq and is a predicted model, not a curated record. Bases 1 to 2685 code for a protein of 894 amino acids. The transcript is spliced from 2 exons. NCBI's taxonomy places the organism in Eukaryota, Fungi, Ascomycota, Eurotiomycetes, Chaetothyriales, Cyphellophoraceae.
AUGCCCCGCAAUCCGGGUGCAAGGAAGAACCAGCACAACCCUCGCCAUGAGAAUGGUCUGAUUCAGCCCGGCAAGCGCAUGGUAAAGCAAAGGUCCAAUCCGCAACUCAAUGGAUCAGCCGCAAAAGUACCUACGCCACCUGAAUCAGUGCUCGACUCGCCUACGCUUGCCAACGGCGUCCCUGCUUCGCCUGUACCUGGUCGUACCGAAGACCUAGCAUACCGAACCCAAGACUCCGAGACGGAUGGGCCCUACCCAGAGAAUGCCAAAAAGCACGACGCCGCAGACAAUCACUCCAUGGCUCCCGUCCGCUCGAGCAAGCACAAAGUCAGCCACGAUGUCAGCGCAUUGCAGAUCGCCAACACCAUCCUCAAGUCCCGCCCAGCCUGCGACACCAUUGCUCUGCUCAUCGUCCUUCUCGCCCUGCCUUCAAUGGUUUUGACCAUUGUUCAGGCACUCUGGGCCUUUGUCUCUGGCAUCGAUCAUCGACGUCUUUCAAUUCGCACAGGGUGGACCGUCUCUUGGGACCAUGGCUUGGUAGAUGCGGUGUGCUUCUUCCUCUGGAUCUGCUUGUGGAAUUGGGCCCAAAACUUUGCCUUGGAUCUCGCACAGAUCCACAUCGCAAUCACGCUCGGCAACGGCAGCUCAGGCAAGAGCGGCAGUGCGAACACGAUCUGCUUCGCUCUUGUUCUGUGUCUACACACAAUCAGGAGCAAAGGUGUUCGGCGCUUCGUGCUGUCCAAUCUGGUCCCGACUGAACUGCUUUCGCAAACUCGCUUCGUGGAUUUUCUGCGCUAUCUACCGGGCGACGCCGACUUUGGAGAUACACCCAGUGCUCCAUCGAAACUAAGGAGUCUUUUUGCGAUUCACAUUCUUAGUCAAGCUUUGGUGUCUUUCAUACGUCGUCAACUUGCGGGCUCACAAACUGUGACCGUCACCAAGUCAAGGAAAGGUGCCGAUGCUGAAGUAACUGCCGCAACCUCUACCGAUGUGAACGGGAUUGACGGGCAAGGUGCCAUCGGGUCUGCCUCUGGCAACGAUUACCAAAAUUCUCAACUGACUGCGCGAGAUGGCAGGGACAGCAAAGGAGUCACUGCAAAGAAACGCCGCCGCCAGGCAAAUCAUGUUCGAAGCCGGCAGCCGUUUUGGGCUGCUCUUGCCAGCACUAAGGUUCAUGUUUUGCGCGAAGUUGAAAACAAGAAAGGCCUGCCGAACGCCGCCUCUGUCGAUGAUCGCUACUCGGACAUGCCUCAAAGCGACAAUGUUUGGAUCAGAAAUGUUGACCCGUCUUCCAUUCACGUCGAAGCCCGCUUCAACGCCUACGAAGAUUCCGAAAGUGACCUUGCGCCACUUUUCGUUCGCAUCAAUGGUGCCAAAUGGCAAUCUGUACAGAUCGAGCCCGCUCAGGAUGAAAACGCCAUUGGGAAUUGGAUGGUUGAAAUCAACGGGCUCGCGCCAAAUUGCACAUACACUUGUACAUUCCACGACAUCGAGACAGGCGAGGAUUUUGCAACAGUCAUGGUUCGCACUCCAGUACUCAUCGACAAGGACUACCCAAGCACGAUAGCGUCGACCCCAGUACGCGAAUCUGCUCGUCCUCAGUCACCAACGACGACGCUCAAGAACUCGAUUGCAAGCGAGGAAGGCAAGUUGUCGGAAGCCCGGAAAAAGCUGGCACAACUCAAGAAACAACAUAAAGCUGGGCUGAACAAGACUGAUCGCGAACUAGACUUUCUCAACGGAAGACUGAAAUCUGGAGGUGACGACAACAAGCUGAGACAAAAGUUACUACAGACCGAGCGCCAGAUCCGUCAAACGGAAGACAAUUCAAACAAUCUUGCUUCAACACUCGAGGGACUCGAGACUGUACCCGAAAAUGAGGCCGUGGAGUGGAAGGACCGCAAAGCUCAAUUUGAGGAGCAGAAGAGACUGCUCACGGAGGCUACGGAAGCUCUCAGUAAGGCCAAAGCUGCUGCUGAUUCCGAAAUCGCUUGCCACAACACCGAGUUGUCGACCGCUGUGACCCGGCAAGAGCGUCUGGCAGGUCGUGUGACCAAGCUCAAUGAACAACAUGACAGGAUCACGCAGGCGAAUGCCGAAGGUCUAAACGAGAAAGAGCGCCGUGAGGCCGAAUUCGCAGCUAGGCAGGCAGAUCACCAGCGUCGUGAGAAGGAGCUGAUCAAUAGCAUCAACAAUCUCAACAAUCAGCUUUACGAAACGCAAUUGACCACCAACGAGCACUGGCACCAGAUCGAGAUCCUGGACAAACAAGAUCAACUCCAUCGGUCCAAGAUGCUUCUCAAUAACGGUCCACUGACUCCUGAAGGUGAUUUGCCUGGUACUCGAAGUCAACCCCAAUACGGCCGCAGCUUUGGUCUCAAUGGGCUCCCUCCUCUCUCAGGCACUGCUGAGGUUCAAGAGUCUUCGCCAAUGCUGUCCUAUACUCAACCAAUCGGCAGCCGACCACGAUCUGGCACCAAUCAAUCUACCGGAGGACUUAGCGGCUUGUCAGAGGAUUUCGAUGACGCAGAUCCGAUUCCGCCCACGCUGCAGGACGGUGCGAAUGGACGGAAGGGUAGCGGGAGCAGUCGAGGCAAGAACAAUGGUAGUCCCGCUCAUGGUUGGAAUGUUCGUAGUCCUGGUCGAUAUAGCCCUGGCCAUAUCCCAGGAACCACCACAUGGUAG